GAUGACAUCACAGACCUUGGAAUGUUGGUGGUUCCAGUUGUCCCCAGAGCCAAGAUGCAGAGGUAUAUGGCUCUCCUCUCCCUCCUGAACAUCCUGGUGUUCUAAACAGAGGGAUUUUGGUGGCCACAACAAGCAUUGCUGAAGCUGCAGAAGGUGGCACACUGCUUGUCAGUGUCAACAGCCUGCAUGGCCUGCACUCCAGGAGGACAAUUUGGAUUCUCCUGCCUACUGCAGCUGAGAGCAUCCUGAAAAAUGUCGCAGCCAUUUCGCGUCUUUGGGCUAAUGAUGAUGGUCUACCCAGAAUCUCAAGACUUGCAAGGUGAUGACGACAAUGAUAGUGAUGAUGAUAACAGUGAAGGAUCAGGAAACUGCCAAUCUGACCUUCCUUCACCCUUGUGCAAGAGCAGUCACAGCACAGAUGAAAAUCAGACAGAGGAUCUGGGAGAACCCACAUUUUUCCUAAAUCCUGGGCACUCUUAUAUAGUGAAAGAUAAACAGCUGUUGUUGGCCAAGCAUGCACUGGAGCUUGAGGAGGAAGAUCAGGAGUUUCAGGAACCAUUUUACAAAGACAUGGGAAUGUCUGAUAGCUUGGCUGGAGAUGAGGAGCCCACCCCAACCUACCACCUUCCUGGGCAUCAGAGGUUGCCGGCUCUCCAAAAGGCCGGUACAGCAACAAGUGGUUUCCAUGCUUCUUUCCAGCACAGUUCAGGCCAGCACGUGGGGACAGAGGCCGCUGCCACACAGGCCCAUGCCAGUGACCAUUAUGUGGGACACCCAGAGAGCACCACGGGAGUGGAGCCCCACGUGCUGUGCGAGGAGGAUGGCAAGGACAGCAAGGACAGCGAGGACAGCGAGGACAGCGAGGACAGCGAGGACAGAGAGGACAGAGAGGACAGAGAGUCCCCGUCCCUGCAGCCAACCUACGACUCGCUGUGGCAGGAGAACAGCAUCCUCAGGUCGGAGAAUGAAAUGCUCAGGAAUGCACAUGUCAUGCUCGCAUCGGAGAACUUUACACUCAAGCAGGCAUUCAAAGAGCUCAAGAAGGACAGGGCUGUGUUCAUGAGGGAUGACGACGUGCUCAGGGAGGAAUAUGGCGUGCUCAGGGAACAGUAUAACAGGCUCGAGAGUGAGAAUGCUGCACUCAGGAAGGAAAAUGCCACGAUCAGGAGAAUGUUUGACACCUUCCAGAACAACUUGAAGAGACAGGCGUGCGUGGUGGUGAGCCUGCAGGAUCAGCUGAAGACCAGCCAGGCUGAACGAGAGAGGGAAGCCCAAGAGCUCCAGUCCUUAGUGAAGGAGACUGAGUGUCAUCUUCAGCUAACAACCCAGCGGGCUCUGAAUGCCGAAACAAAUGUGGAGAGGCUGAAGCAGAAGAUCUUUAUUCUCCAAGGACAGCUGGAGAGAUGCAAGCUGGAGAAUGAAAACCUGAGACAGACUGGCCUGGAAGCAGUGAAGCACAACUUAGACUUCACCAGGCAAAACCCCCACGAGCUCAUAAUGGGCAAAGAUGCCUCCCUCAGGCAGUUCUUGCCUCAGAAAUGCUGCCUGUUGUUACUGAGGUCCUUGAAUCCACGAGAAAAAUUCUCAAAUUUUAAGCAGAGAAAGAUUUGUGAGUGCAGUUCUGUGUGAGUUCCAUGGAUCCGUGCACGGCCCAAGGCCAUCGUUCUCCCACUUGUAACCAUUUACUGCAAAUAAAAGCAUUUACUUUCCCAUUCUCAAA
Vidua macroura (Pin-tailed whydah) is the source of this 1720-nucleotide messenger RNA. Its product is annotated as endosome-associated-trafficking regulator 1-like. Lineage: Eukaryota; Metazoa; Chordata; Aves; Passeriformes; Viduidae. Gene Ontology annotation, cellular component: recycling endosome; midbody; early endosome. Gene Ontology annotation, biological process: positive regulation of cilium assembly; regulation of cytokinesis; positive regulation of protein localization to cilium. The record is from RefSeq and is a predicted model, not a curated record.